This is a messenger RNA of Tetrapisispora phaffii CBS 4417, 1839 nucleotides long. RefSeq lists its product as uncharacterized. Gene Ontology annotation, biological process: cellular respiration. Gene Ontology annotation, cellular component: mitochondrion; nucleus. Bases 1 to 1839 code for a protein of 612 amino acids. NCBI's taxonomy places the organism in Eukaryota, Fungi, Ascomycota, Saccharomycetes, Saccharomycetales, Saccharomycetaceae. The transcript has a single exon. The record is from RefSeq and is a predicted model, not a curated record.
AUGCUUCAAUCUACAAAAAAUGCAAAUAAAUGUACAUUUUUAUAUACAAGGCUAUUGAAUGAUGAAUUAAGUCGUUAUUGUCAGGUUUGCGAUGACAAAGAGAUCUGUAACCACCUUAUUAAGUUUAGAGAUUCAGCCGACUUAAGUAAAUGUGGCUCUGAACGUUGCCAAAAUCAUAUACAAAAGGCUCAUCCUAUUGUUUUUAACUCAGAUAAUUGGGAACAAUUUCUAGAUGAGGAACAUUCGCCUGCUAAAAGAGUUAGAACCGGGGUUAAACCGAAUAUGAAUGUCAUCAAUCUAAUGAAAAAGAAAAAAAAGUCUAAGUCUAAUGAAAUUUCGCCAUUUGGACAGGUCGUACUAAUUUUUCUCAAACAUGAUAUUCCAUUCUCAAUUUGGGAUGAUGAUGAAUUUAAGGAGAGAUUCAUAAAUUAUAUCCCAACUUGUGAUUCUAAGAUAAACAGAAAAGAAGCGUCCAACGUUUUGAGAAAGGCUAGCACUAAGAUACAAGUAUUUUUCAAAAAUGAGCUUAAAAAGAACACUAUUUUUAACAAUAGAACAAUCAUUGAAUUUUCUUUAGAGGUUAAUAGUUUAGAGGUUUUCGUAGUUCAAAUAAUGACCCAAUUAAAAAAUUCAGAACCUCCAUAUGUCAAUGUAGAGAUGGAUGAUUGGAAAUCAAAUAAAAGAAUAUCCUACACUGCUGUUAUUUUUAAUUUCCCCACAAUGGAUUACAGCAAGGGAACUUUCAUAGCUAGGUUUGUCAAGGCUGAAUCGAAAAAGAAAAUCGACCACCAAUUAAUACUGAAAUCAACUUGUGAUGAAUACAAUUCAAAUAAUGUAUGGACUAAUACAUGCACUGACAAUGCCUCUGCUGUUUUACAUUGUACAUCUGAACUUACAGGAAGUCCAAAUUAUCCUGUAUAUGCAGGUCAUAUUGGAUGUUUAUGUCAUAUUUUAAAUGUAAUAUGUGAAAAAACGAUUUCGCGAAUAUCGUUGAAAGAUGAUAAAGAGUUAGAAAAGGAAUAUAAAAUGGGUAAAAAUGAAGAAGAACAAGAACAAGAACAAAAAGAGGAAGAAGAAGAAGAAGAAGAAGAAGGUAAAGAGGAAAUAUAUGAAAUAAAGAGAAUAGAAACCUUAAAAAAAAUUACUAUUAAUUCCCUAGUUUCCGACCCAUUUGAUGGAAAGUCUACAGAAGUCCUUUUAAAACUAAUCAAAUUGAAUAGAGAACUUCGUAAGUCGGAAGAGAAGUUGACUAUGUUUGAUAAGUACGUCUCUAUACGUAUAUCGGGAUUUAUUUCAGUCAGAUGGAAUAUUAAAUACAAUAUUCUAAAAGUGUUUCUUGAACAUCAAACUGAAUUUUUUAAAUUUUUUGAAUAUUAUGGAAAGAUAGGCAAGCCAAUUAAUAACGAACUCGAUUGUAAAGAUCUGGGACUUGCAGAACUUCUAAUAAAUAUGUUAGAGCCGCUUUGUAGCCUAACGAAGUUCAUAUCACCAAAUAUUUCUUUGUCACCAGUUUAUGUUCGUUUGCUUUUGUUCAUAAGACGUAAUGUAGUUAACGCAGAGCGCGUACUAAAGGAAAUGGGAGAUACGAGGACUGAUUUAUCAGCGGUGGUUAAGUUGAUAGACAAAUAUUUCCUUCAGGCUCAUGAUAAUUUUGAUAUUAUAUUUACUUGUACUAAUUCUGAACCUUUUGAUGAUCGAGUAGUUGAGUAUUACGAAGAAUAUUUUAAAGAAAAACUAAAUUUAAUGGAUAGUUUUUGCUCUAUCUUAAUGAAACUUGGUCGAUUUGAUACACUAAAAAAGAUCCCAUCAGAUGUUGUGAAUCUUCAGAAACGUCGCUGA